AUGACCACCUGUAGCAUGCCCCUGUCGAUUAAAGAUAACAUUAUUCCCUUCAGCACUACAUUAAACAGCAACUACUCAAUACAUGAUUCAUUUGCCUCAUUCGACUCGUCAACAUCAUCAUCAACGCCAGCAACUGCCACCAGAAUAAUACACAAUGGCGACCAAGAAACUCGAAUCAAACAGCUCCACAAUCAAGUCGAGCAGCUGUCUCUAUCCAAUGCUCGGCUGGUAAGAGCGAAUCGUAUCCUAAAACUUGAUUGCGAUCGCAUUGUGGAAGAACAGACGACACACUUGAAGCAGGCUUUAAAGUUGUCAGUGGAGCAAAACAUUCGGUUGCAACGAGCGAAUCGACUAUUGAGAGAUGAUUAUCUUAGCCAAACAGAAGAAUUGAAUAACAUCAAGAUGGAGCAAAUUCGGAAAAUGACAAAUGUUGGCCCUGAAUAUGAAUACUUGGUUCAAGUCAUCAACUUGCUGUAUCGACAGCUCGCUGGAAAAUCCGAUUGCGAAACAACAUGCUGUUUUACAGAGAAACCACUUCACUCCAGCAGCUCUUUAAUUGUAUCACCACAGAAACAACAAGACAAUGAUGAGAUGAAGCAUAUAUGCAGGCCCGAAAUUAAAUCACACAAUAUACCAGCAGGAGGCUUGGCCUCCGCACUAGAGCAAGAGAAUAAUCAACUAAGGGAUGGCAUGGACAUUUUGAUAGAUGACAGAGAUGCACUCUAUCAGCUAUUAAAAGACAAGGAAGAGGACAAUGAAACAUUAAAGUAUGAGCUGAAAGUAAAGGACGAUAUUGUCAAGCAACUGGAAAAUGACUUUGAGAAAAUGGAAUUGGAAGUAAAUGAUUUGCAAAAGGACUAUCACUACAGAACUUCCAACAGAAAUACCAAAAGUAAUGCUAUGCGAUCACCGGAUAGCUCUUUUUCAGAUCUGCAUUCAUUCCCAUCUGUACCAACGUAA
Messenger RNA from Mucor velutinosus, 960 nucleotides. It is a transcript of the gene CWC2, whose product is annotated as Pre-mRNA-splicing factor. The transcript has 3 exons. The record is from RefSeq and is a predicted model, not a curated record. Bases 1 to 960 code for a protein of 319 amino acids. NCBI's taxonomy places the organism in Eukaryota, Fungi, Mucoromycota, Mucoromycetes, Mucorales, Mucoraceae.